This is a messenger RNA of Trematosphaeria pertusa, 3655 nucleotides long. RefSeq names its product glycine dehydrogenase. Lineage: Eukaryota; Fungi; Ascomycota; Dothideomycetes; Pleosporales; Trematosphaeriaceae. Gene Ontology annotation, cellular component: glycine cleavage complex; mitochondrion. The coding region runs from base 101 to 3319 and encodes 1072 amino acids. Gene Ontology annotation, molecular function: pyridoxal phosphate binding; glycine binding; glycine dehydrogenase (decarboxylating) activity. Gene Ontology annotation, biological process: glycine decarboxylation via glycine cleavage system. The record is from RefSeq and is a predicted model, not a curated record. The transcript is spliced from 3 exons.
CUUUUCGGUGGCAAUUCCCCAGCAAACAAGCUUCGAGCACCCCAGACAUCUGCCUGUUUGGGCGCUCGACAGGUGCCAUUGAGCACACAGAGUGGCCAACAUGCGUGUAGCAAGCCUCAGAGCAGCCUGCUCUGCUGGUCGACUCGCCCGCCCCGCGCGCCUACCUCGCCCUCGACUCCUCGGCGCCUACGCUACGUCUCCCGCCUGCCACAGUGCGCUGCAGCCUCUCUCAAAGAGGGCCUUCCAUGCCACCCCCGCCGAAGAUGUCCUCGACGCCGAGGGCAAACCCGGCGAGACCGUCGCGCCGUUCCAGCACCUGGAUACAUUUCCGCGCCGCCAUAUUGGGCCCACCACCGCUUCAGUAGAGGACAUGCUCGCAACUUUAGAUCCACCGGCACGCACAUUAGACGAAUUCGUCAAGCAGGUCAUUCCGUCAGACAUCUUGUCCUCCCGCUCCCUUGAGAUUGGCGAUUUGUCUACGCAUGUCCCGAAGGAAUGGAGCUCCCAGGGUACGCCUGAGAAGUCAUUCCUCAGAUUCGCUGAAGCGAUGAUGGCGGAUAAUAGUCCUGGAUCCAGCUUCAUAGGCUGUGGUUACUACGGAACGAAGGUGCCAGAGGUGAUCAAGAGGAAUGUCCUCGAGAAUCCCGCGUGGUAUACGAGCUACACUCCAUAUCAGCCAGAGAUCAGCCAGGGUCGCCUAGAGUCGUUGCUGAACUUCCAGACUAUGGUCUCCGAUCUGACCGGCCUCGCCAUCGCGAACGCAUCCGUCCUCGACGAGCCCACCGCUGCCGCUGAAGCUAUGACCCUGUCCCUCAGCAUGCUUCCACUCUCUCGACAGAAGCGUGCCAACAAGACCUACCUCGUAUCCAGUACAUGCCACCCGCAGACGAUUGCCGUGUUACACUCCCGAGCCGAGGGAUUCGGUAUUAAGAUUGAAGUCGACGACCUCUUGAGGGACGAUUGCAAGAGAAUCGAGGAACUAGGCGAUGACUUGGUGGGGGUCUUGGCUCAAUAUCCCGAUACUGAAGGAGGUGUGCAAGAUUACCGCGGGCUUUCGGAGAAGGUCCACCAGAAUGGAGCCCUGUUCAGCGUCGCAACCGAUCUCCUUGCUUUGACGCAGCUCGUAUCGCCCGGAGAAUUCGGCGCCGACGUAGCAUUCGGCAACGCGCAACGCUUUGGCGUUCCCUUAGGUUAUGGUGGACCCCAUGCGGCCUUCUUUGCAUGUACCGAAAAGUAUAAGCGCAAGAUUCCCGGCCGAUUGAUCGGCCUUUCCAAAGACAGGCUUGGAAAUCCCGCCGCAAGACUUGCUCUGCAGACCAGGGAGCAGCACAUCCGCCGGGAGAAGGCGACCAGCAACAUCUGCACCGCUCAAGCAUUGCUGGCCAAUAUGAGCGCUUUCUACGCCGUGUACCACGGCCCCAACGGCCUAAAGGCCAUAGCGAGGCAGGUUGUAGCCUCGACGCGACGCCUGCAGCAAACUCUCAUCCACUUGGGUUACACUACCGGCCAACGUGCGCGCCUAGAUAACCAACCCGCAGCUUUCGAUACGUUCGUGGUGGCAACCGGAAACAAGACACAGGCGAUCGUUUCUGUCCUGGAGACACAGGGAAUCCAUGUACGGCAGGUUGACGACCAGCAUGUUGGAAUAUCUGUCGACGAAGAUACGAAUAUCCGGACAGUAGGCCAGUUGGUAAGAGUUUUCCGGGACCAUUCUCCGAAAGCUGAUACCAAAAUCGACGGCAAAGUCAAACACGCGGCUGUGGAUGCUGAGCCGCCGGUCGGAUUCAACAGGACGAGUCCUUUCCUCACCCAUCCAGUCUUCAACUCGCAUCACUCCGAGACGGAGCUACUGCGAUACAUAUACCAUCUCCAGUCCAAGGACCUGUCUCUCGUUCACUCCAUGAUACCGUUAGGGUCUUGCACAAUGAAACUAAACGCCACUUCGGAAAUGGCUCCUAUUUCUUUCCCAACUGUCUCGGACCUACAUCCCUUUAUACCCUUGAACAGGGCUAGAGGAUACGCAAAGAUGAUUGCGCAGCUAGAGCAGGACCUAGCCAACAUCACUGGAUUCCAUGCGGUAUCGCUUCAGCCGAAUUCGGGAGCCCAAGGAGAAUUCACGGGGCUGCGGGUGAUCCGGAAGUACCAAGAGCAGCAGCCAGGAAAGAAGCGAGAUGUGUGCUUGAUUCCCGUAUCCGCACACGGGACCAACCCAGCAAGCGCUGCCAUGGCUGGCAUGAGGGUAGUGCCCAUAAAAUGCGAUACUGCGACCGGAAACCUGGAUAUGGCAGACCUUAAGGCGAAGUGCGAGAAGCACAGCGAGGAGCUCGGUGCCAUCAUGAUCACAUACCCCAGCACCUUCGGCGUCUUCGAACCCAAGAUCAAAGAGGUGUGCGAUCUCAUACAUGAACACGGGGGACAGGUAUACAUGGAUGGCGCCAACAUGAACGCGCAGAUUGGCCUGUGCUCGCCUGGCGAGAUUGGGGCUGAUGUGUGCCAUCUGAAUCUCCACAAAACGUUCUGCAUACCCCAUGGCGGAGGCGGACCAGGAGUCGGGCCCAUUGGUGUUAAGGAACACCUUGCGCCAUUCUUACCAGGACAUUUACGCGGUGAAGUAGGCGGUCAGCAGGCGAUUCAACCCGUGAGCGGUGCUCCUUGGGGUAGUGCAAGCAUCCUGCCCAUUAGCUGGGCGUACAUUAAGAUGAUGGGUUCGGUCGGGUUGACUCAAGCCACCAAGAUUACGCUCUUGAACGCAAACUAUAUCCUAUCUCGACUGAAAGCCCACUACCCGAUCCUCUACACCAACGACAACGGUCGCUGCGCGCACGAGUUCAUCCUUGACGUGCGCAAAUUCAAAGAUACGGCAGGGAUCGAAGCCAUCGACAUCGCAAAGAGACUGCAGGACUAUGGCUUCCACGCGCCGACCAUGUCCUGGCCGGUUGCUAACACGCUCAUGAUUGAGCCUACAGAGUCGGAAAGCAAGCAGGAGCUUGAUCGCUUUUGCGACGCGCUCAUCUCGAUCAGGAAAGAGAUUGAGAUGAUUGAACAAGGCAAGCAACCGCGGGACGGCAACGUGUUGAAGAUGGCGCCACACUCGCAGCUAGACCUCUUGGUCGGAGAAUGGGAUCGACCAUACAGCAGAGAGAAGGCGGCCUAUCCAUUGGCGUACCUCAAGGAGAAGAAAUUUUGGCCUGCGGUUACCAGGCUCGACGAUGCUUACGGUGACACCAAUCUCUUCUGCACGUGUGCGCCUGUUGAGGACAGCGAAGAUACGACCGGCACGGGUGCUUCCCACGAUGUCCGCAUUGAGGGCGACAUCUAAUCUCCUCUGUACAUGUUGUGCAUUUGCAGGCCGGGCGAUUUCUUCAACAGCAAGCCAGCGAGGGAGUUUGGGAUCCUUUCAGAUAUGCAUUUCAACGGCGACGAUUCGGUAGAUUUCAGCUUCUCACGAGAUUCAACAUGGUGGGCAGAUAGGCAGAAACGUUUUAAGCAGGCCGCGCUCCUCGGGCUGCAGCCGUCGCGCAUGUUCGACGAUGGUUGAGUUCAUAGCUUUGGUGUGUGACGUCAUCAGCCCGCUGUCGCGUACAGCCUCCCGAACAGGAAGGCGGCGGACCCACUGCUUCUGCGGGGGAGGCUCAAGCAGGAACGGGAACAGGUU